AUGCCGGGAGAAUGUGCCCACUUUCCUCAUAUACGACAGUUAUUAACAAACAUGAAACUUUAUGUUUUUACAUUGAUCAUCGCAGCCGCUGUUGCUGCACCAACAAACGAAAUCGAUUGGAUUGGCUUUCCCGAAGGUUUUCCUCGUGUAGUUGGUGGCCAGACUGCCAAACCUCACCAGUUCCCCUGGCAGGUUUCCCUGCAAAGGUCCGGAAAGCAUUUGUGCGGCGGUUCCAUCUUGAACGACAGGUGGGUCUUGACUGCCGCGCACUGCAUAAGCGGAACUGAAAAUUACGAGGCUGUAGUCGGAAAACACGAUUUGUCGAAAAGCGAAUCAUCUGAGCAACGUUGCGCCUACAAGAGGACCAUCGUCCACUCGUCCUUCACUGGAAGGGUGGGUCCUUACGAUGUCGCUUUGAUUGAAUUAGAAACACCUUUCAAAUUGAACGAUAAUGUAAAGCCAAUCAGACUUCCAUUGAAAGAUGAAGCACAUUCUGGACAAGUGACGCUUUCUGGUUGGGGAUCUACUUCAACUACCAUCUUCCCCACUUACCCAAAUGAACUACAGUAUGUUGACAAACCGAUUGUUCCAUAUACUGAUUGCGAAAAUGCUAUGGGCGGACCAGGAGCAUCUCCUCUUGAUCCUUUGAACAUCUGCACUGGUCCCUUGACUGGUGGCAUCAGUGCUUGCUCUGGUGAUUCUGGUGGUCCACUUGUUCAAUACAAUGGCGACGAUGUUACUUUACUGGGUGUAGUUUCUUGGGGCUAUAUCCCAUGCGGAUCUCGCAACAGACCAUCCGUUUAUACAAGAGUUUCUGGUUACUUAGAUUGGAUAAGCGAAAAUACUAAAUGA
Messenger RNA from Ctenocephalides felis (cat flea), 852 nucleotides. RefSeq names its product trypsin-2-like. The transcript has 7 exons. The record is from RefSeq and is a predicted model, not a curated record. The coding region runs from base 1 to 852 and encodes 283 amino acids. Gene Ontology annotation, biological process: proteolysis. Gene Ontology annotation, molecular function: serine-type endopeptidase activity. Lineage: Eukaryota; Metazoa; Arthropoda; Insecta; Siphonaptera; Pulicidae.